Dermacentor albipictus is the source of this 1607-nucleotide messenger RNA. It is a transcript of the gene mrn, whose product is annotated as general transcription factor IIH subunit 4 marionette. The record is from RefSeq and is a predicted model, not a curated record. Gene Ontology annotation, cellular component: transcription factor TFIIH core complex; transcription factor TFIIH holo complex. NCBI's taxonomy places the organism in Eukaryota, Metazoa, Arthropoda, Arachnida, Ixodida, Ixodidae. Gene Ontology annotation, molecular function: double-stranded DNA binding; ATPase activator activity. Gene Ontology annotation, biological process: nucleotide-excision repair.
CUUUUUUCCCUUCCACAAUGCGACAAUGCUACCGUUCACGUGCGUUCACUUCGAUAAAGCGUGCGUAUGUGAGUGUUGAGAGCCAGCCGUGUCGAGUUCGGUCGCAGGUAGUGCAUUCUAGUUGCAAUUAUGCAUCGAGUUAGCUGACUAUAGGAGUUUUCAGAACGUGAUCGUGAUGAGUUUAACGUCAGCCGGCUUGAAGUGCAGAGAUUUGCACGCGUACCUGAAAACGCUUUCGCCGGCUACGCUGGACAAGCUCUAUACUCAUCCAGCGACAUGCUUGGCCGUUUUUCGAGAGCUGCCAAUCAUAUCACGUCAUUAUAUUAUGCGAUUGCUGUUUGUUGAACAGCCUGUACCGCAAGCUGUAGUUUCAUCUUGGAAUGAACAAAAAUAUGUCAAAGACCAUUUGGAGGCACUUGAGGCACUCACUGCACUGCACAUUUGGACAGACUCCAGCCUUCCUGGUGGACUUCCAGGCUGGUCGUUAAGUGCAGUGUUUAGAAAGAACAUCCAGAUAGCACUCCUUGGAGGUGGAAAACCGUGGGCUGUUUACAGUGCACUUGAAAAGGACAAGCAUGGAAGAGACGCAGCCUUCCUAGACCAAUAUGCUGCUGAACGAUGGGAGUGUGUCCUUCAUUUCAUGGUGGGUUGUCAUACAACAGAAGGCAUAAGUGCAGAUGCAGUACGAAUACUCCUCCAUGCUGGACUCAUGAAAUCGGAAGAAGGCGAAGGGAGCUCCCCUUUGAUAACAAUGGAGGGCUUUCAGUUUUUGCUGAUGGACACAGCUUCCCAAGUGUGGCAUUUUGUACUUCAGUACUUGGACACUCUGGAGUCAAGAGGCCUGAACCUGGUGGAAUGUCUGACCUUCCUUUUCCAGCUCAGUUUCCUCACACUUGGGAAGGAUUACAGCACUGAAGGCAUGUCAGAAUCCCUGCUAGUGUUCCUGCAGCAUCUCAGGGAGUUUGGACUUGUUUAUCAAAGGAAGCGGAGGUCAGGUCGAUUCUACCCAACACGGCUUGCCAUUAACCUUGCAUCUGGACUGAAGGAGACGACCCUGCGCAGCUUUGAGGCAGGUUAUAUAAUGGUUGAGACCAACUACCGGGUGUACGCAUACACAAAUUCUCAACUCCAGGUGGCCCUGCUAGCAUUAUUUUGUGAACUUUUGUACAGGUUUCCAAAUCUUGUUGUUGCCAGACUUACAAGAGAGAGUGUCCGGCAAGCACUUCGUAGUGGCAUUACAUCAAACCAGAUCAUAAAGUUUCUUCGAAUGUAUGCGCAUCCUGAGGCUCUCAAGCAGACACCUGUGAUCCCAGCAACAAUCAUGGAUCAGCUUCGGCUCUGGGAAAUGGAGAGAGAUCGAUUUGUGUUCCGUGAAGGAGUCCUGUACAGCCAGUUCAUCUCGCAGAGUGACUUUCAACUCCUCAGGAACUAUGCCUCGGAGCUGGGCGUCCUUAUCUGGGACAAUCCAAGCAAGCGGGUCAUGGUUGUGAAUCGUAAUGGCCAUGAUGAAGUCAAACGAUUCUGGAAACGGCACCGGCAAGACCAUUGACCCUAUCAUAUUCAUUGUCACUCAGAUUGUGAAUUAAAUAUACUAUUUACUCAUUUAA